AUGGCACACCUUAUUGACUUGCAGAAGAGUGAAGGUAUCAUGCAGUAUCAUUUCAAAGAAAAGACUCUUCUGACGCAGGCCCUGCACGCUCCUGUGAAAUUACAAGACAAAGAGACAGAUAAGAUCCUGUAUCUUGACGACGGUAACAGACGUCUUGCUCAACUCGGCCACAAAGUGCUUGAUCUGGUCUUGAACGAUGUCUGGUUCCAUGCUGGCAGUGAUCGUGAAAGUGUCAAUAAUAUUGUUACGACUUGCACAAGUGCCAGUUAUCUGGCCGCAGUGGCUCGGCGGCACGGUCUCGACCUCUGUGUAAACAAUUGCGUCCGACAAGAUCUCGAUGGACCUUCUCCAAAGACACUCAAGCUCGCCGUAACUGCACUCAUUGGAGCAGUCUGGUUGGACUCGGACAAGGAUAUCACUGUGGUAUCCAAACUGGUCAACACCUUGGGCAUUACUCAGUAA
This is a messenger RNA of Lithohypha guttulata, 462 nucleotides long. RefSeq lists its product as uncharacterized. Bases 1 to 462 code for a protein of 153 amino acids. Gene Ontology annotation, biological process: RNA processing. Gene Ontology annotation, molecular function: ribonuclease III activity. The transcript has 3 exons. The record is from RefSeq and is a predicted model, not a curated record. Lineage: Eukaryota; Fungi; Ascomycota; Eurotiomycetes; Chaetothyriales; Trichomeriaceae.